UUUGAUGGCUGUGAUCAUCCUGACGAAAUCAAAAGCCUAAUUUCGCGGAUUUUUCAUCGAAACUUUGGCGUCUUCUCAGAGAAACUCUGUAGCGAAGUAGAAAGAAAAAUGGAGAAGGCAUUCAACAGACAGAAGGUUCUUCUUCAACAUUUGCAACCGAGCUCUUCUUCUGAGUCUGCUUCACUUUCUACUUCGGUAUGUGUUGCUGGCGAAAGUGCUUCAAAUUCAUACCAUAGAACUGCUGCUUUUGGGGAUGAUAUUGUCAUUGUAGCAGCAAAUCGUACAGCGAUAUGCAGAGCAAAGAAAGGGGGUUUCAAGGAUACUCCUGCGGAGGAUCUUCUUGCAUCUGUUUUAAAGGCUGUGAUUGAGAAAACAAAGUUGAAUCCGAUUGAAGUUGGUGAUAUAGUAGUUGGCACAGUUUUGGCUCCUGGCUCUAUAAGAGCCUCUGAAUGCAGGAUGGCAGCUUUCUGUGCUGGCUUCCCUGAUACGGUAAGCAUAAGAACUGUCAACCGACAGUGCUCGUCGGGCCUUCAAGCAGUUGCUGACGUAGCUGCUGCCAUCAAAGUUGGUUACUAUGAUAUUGGUAUUGGAGCUGGGUUGGAGUGCAUGAGUAUUAAUGACAUUGAAUUUGCUGUUAGCGACAAUCCCAAUUUAAAUGGCAUUCCACAAGCUCGAGAUUGUAUGCUUCCUAUGGGCAUCACUUCUGAAAAUGUUGCCCAACAAUACGGUGUGACUAGGGAAGAGCAAGAUCAAGCUGCUGUUGAAUCGCAUCGGCGUGCUGCUGCAGCAAGUGCAUCUGGCAAAUUCAAAGAUGAGAUCAUCCCUGUUUACACAAAGAUCAUCGACCCAAAAUCUGGUGUUGCGAAACCCGUGAUUGUAUCUGUCGAUGAUGGCAUAAGGCCAAGCACAAACAUGGAAAUUUUGGGAAAGCUGAAGCCAGCAUUCAAGAAAAAUGGCUGCACAACAGCAGGGAACUCUAGUCAAGUUAGUGACGGAGCUGCUGCCGUCCUCCUCAUGAAAAGAAGCUUAGCUAUCCAGAAGGGACUUCCUAUUCUUGGUGUCUUCAGGAGUUUUUCAGUAGUUGGUGUGGAUCCAGCAGUAAUGGGAAUUGGACCAGCUGUUGCAAUUCCGGCGGCAGUCAAAUCUGCUGGUCUUACUCUCCAAGAUAUUGACCUUUUUGAAAUUAAUGAGGCAUUUGCAUCUCAGUAUGUGUAUUGCUGUAAGAAACUAAAUCUUGAUACUGAAAAGGUGAAUGUUAAUGGCGGUGCAAUUGCUCUGGGCCAUCCUUUGGGCACAACUGGUGCUCGAUGUGUGGCAACACUCUUGAGUGAAAUGAAGCGUCGCGGAAGGGACAGCCGAUUCGGGGUGAUCUCCAUGUGCAUAGGCACAGGGAUGGGUGCUGCAGCUGUGAUUGAAAGAGGUGACUACGUUGAUGAGCUUCGCAAUGCAAGGCCAAGCUUCCACUAAACUUGAACUUAAGAUUUGCUGCAAGUCAUUUUUGGGCUGUCAAUUUACUCUUAUUUUUCUCUUAAUGUACCAAUUUUUAUCAACUCUCCUCACUCUAAAGAGAGUGUAAUUUGGUUUUGUUUCGAUUCCCGUUUUCAAAUUAUUGAUCAGUGAUAGAAUAAUUAAAUGGAAAAUUAAACGAAAAAUUGUAGUGGAUAGCUUUUUUAGAAUAAUAUAUUCACUUUUUUAAA
Messenger RNA from Cucumis sativus (cucumber), 1697 nucleotides. Its product is annotated as 3-ketoacyl-CoA thiolase 2, peroxisomal. Gene Ontology annotation, molecular function: acetyl-CoA C-acyltransferase activity. Gene Ontology annotation, biological process: phenylacetate catabolic process; fatty acid beta-oxidation. The coding region runs from base 109 to 1467 and encodes 452 amino acids. Gene Ontology annotation, cellular component: peroxisome. The transcript has 15 exons. The record is from RefSeq and is a predicted model, not a curated record. Lineage: Eukaryota; Viridiplantae; Streptophyta; Magnoliopsida; Cucurbitales; Cucurbitaceae.